Molecule: messenger RNA, 1836 nt
Organism: Mixia osmundae IAM 14324
Lineage: Eukaryota; Fungi; Basidiomycota; Mixiomycetes; Mixiales; Mixiaceae
Exons: 3
Coding region: 1-1836 (611 amino acids)
Source: RefSeq, a predicted model, not a curated record
AUGUUCCCCGACUGGUUGUCGAUCCGUAUAGCGCUCAGGAUAGCGAUUGGCUUCCUAACUCUCAUCGCACCGCUCGCUUUCCUCGUCGUCGGCUUCACGCUCAAGUAUACCUGGCCAGCGCCGUUCCUGGCCCUUGUCGCUCCUCACUGGACGAUUGCACAUCCUCGCUUGGCCUGGACAUUCAAUGUCUAUGCUGCAUCGGAGGUCGGCUUCUGGUUCACAGACCGGGCAGUGCGCUACUGGGUCGAGCACAGCGGCAGAGGCGCUCCAGCUCUAUCACAAGAGGAGCGAUGGGAGCUUGUCAGAAAGGUGGCGGGAGCGGAGGAAGAUACUUGGAACGGCUUCCUCGCAAGCUGGUUCACCUACAAGCAUAACGUCCUACCGUCCAGCGAGUCCAAGCCGAGCGAACACUCUGACGAAGGCGCGUCAGGCUCCAACGAGGAGGCCGGUCGAGCGACAAAGGACGAUGCGAGCACGCAAGGCAACGGCCGCUUCAGAGCUCGUGACUGGCGCAACGAGGACCAUCACGCGUACGUUCGUGAGAUCGAACACCCCCGCGUAGGAGCCGAGAAGGAGGACGUGGGCCAUGACGAUGUCGCAGAAUGGCUCAGCGCGAUGUUCUUCAAUCGCACCCUGACAGAGCUGCGCAAAGACGACCAGCUUUCCGAGGAGCUCGACAGCAUGGUGAUCUACCUCGCCUCGGGCAUGCAGCCGCCCAACUAUACCUUUCAGACAGGCCGCUCGGGCAAAGUCACCUCGUUCAAGCCUUACUUUGAUCGCUUCCGUACGCGACAUUGUCCUCUCCUGUUCUAUGCAUGUACUUCACUACUCGCUCAAGGCGGUGAUCUCAUCAUGUGGCUCUGCGGCUUUCGUCACUACGGUCAAGCAUCUGGCCUGAUGCUGCCGCCUGUCUUCAUGAGAAGAUCGCUGUCGGCCGAUGCGAGAGCACGUCUGCCGGAGCCCAGGACUGAGCAAGAGAUCUCCGACAAGAAUCUGGCCAAGCGGGUUGGCUAUUGGUAUUAUCCAGGUGCAAAGGGAAAGGAGAAUGCUUUGCCAAUCGUGUACAUGCACGGCAUGAGUGGAACGUAUGGUCCACUUGCAUUCAUCAUCAUGCUCGCGAGGAUCACCGGCAGACCGGUCUUCAUUCCCGAAUUCCCAUACGUCAUGAUGAGACUGCAUUGGCCCGGCUUGAUCAUCGUGAGGCGGCAGACCGCGCUCGCCGUCAAAGCAAUGCUUGCUGCUCGCGGCUUCAAGCAGAGCAUCAUGGUGGGCCAUUCGCUCGGCUCCGUGCCGCUUGCCUGGCUCAGACACGACGCGCCUGAGCUGUGUGCAGGCGCUGUGCUGGUCGAUCCUUCCAGCAUCGUGCUCCACAGAGCCCAUUGCUGUCGCAACUUCUUCCGUCAGAACCCACGCACGGCGGCCUCGAUCUUCUUUGAAUAUUUCGCCAAAGAGCGCGCCAUGGGUCACUUCAUGGGCAGGCAUCUCGAAUUUUCCGAUUCGAUGCUGUUCGCUCCCACUCACGUCAGACCACCUCCACCUAUACCCCCACAAUAUAUCACCCACGAACGCACAGAGGCCAACAAGAAUCACGUCUACGGACCGACACUGCCCGACAAGCAAUAUGUGACCGUCUAUGUCUCCUGCAACGAUUGUAUCGUGCCAGCUGAUCUCGUCAAACAAUACUGCGACAAGACAGGCAUCGACUGUGUCGAGAUGGAACAUCUCGAUCACGCCACUGUCCUCUUUUCACCCUACUGGCUGAAGACCAUCUGUCAUCGGACUGAGGAGAUCAGUGCGGAUCUAGAAAGCGCGCUACGAGAGACUAAGGCUCGCUGA